Molecule: messenger RNA, 3071 nt
Organism: Talpa occidentalis (Iberian mole)
Lineage: Eukaryota; Metazoa; Chordata; Mammalia; Eulipotyphla; Talpidae
Product: olfactory receptor 1P1-like
Exons: 10
Coding region: 1556-2530 (324 amino acids)
Biological process (GO): G protein-coupled receptor signaling pathway
Cellular component (GO): membrane
Molecular function (GO): olfactory receptor activity; G protein-coupled receptor activity
Source: RefSeq, a predicted model, not a curated record
CUGCGGGCCGCGCUGCCUGCACCUGGGGCGGUGGGAGCCCGAUCCCUGCUUGCUGAAGCCAGACGCCCCAAGAAGUGCGGGGCAAGUCUUAAGUCGAAGACGCAGUUUCUGACGCCGAAUUUGGCCCCCAGAAGCUCCGAGAGACCCCAGGAGGCUAGUACCUGGAUAAGUUUUGACUGUGUCUGAUGGUUUUCCAGAAAGUUUACCUGACUCCUGAAAAACACCUCCACGACCUUCCUUACCCCUGCCGUCCAUACCACUGGCCCCUGGACCAGCCCUGAUACUCAUCUUCAUCCCUACAGUCCACACCACCUGCCAUCGGGAUCUCACCAGAGGUCGGGCCCCUUCCCUCCCAAGGCCCAGACACCUGUGCACAGAGCCCAGGGAAAAAGGAGGCUUAGCCAGUGACCCAGGAAAAGAGAACUCUCCCUCUAAGAGGAAAGACACAGCUCUCAGAGAAAAAAUCCACAACACACAAUGCUGGCGAUUUUCCAUGUGAAUGGAAGUGGUCAAGAUGCUUAAGUGAAACUCAUUGAAGGCAGCCACUUGAGGGAGAUGAGAAGGCUAAACUAAGCAAAGUAAAAGCCAUCAGCAAACUAGAAACAACUUCUGACUUAUCACCACAUCUCACCCACCUAUUCCUUUGGAUAACUUUGAAGCAAACCCCAGAUGUUAUAUUACUGCAUUGAUGAUGAAAAAUGAAGAGAUAAAAGUUGAUAAAGGAUCCUAGAAGUCUUCCUUUCUAUUCUGAGCUUGAGAGGCAGCCAACUGUAGUGGCUGAGAGUGGAGAGCUGAAGCAAGGCCAUUGGUUUUGAACUACAGCAUCGCCACUUACUGUGUGACCAUGGGCAGUGUUAUCCUGGAAGAAGAACAGGAAAUUAAUGCCCACUGAUAUGCUGGUGUGUUGGGUAUGCUCUCAGCUCUGAUCACAUGGCAACAGUAGCUGCACUUCAAGGACCACUGCUGGACACUCCCUCUGGGGAGGGCAGCUGCUGGUGACCCAGGAGCCACAUUCAUCCAGGAUCUAAGUAUUUUCCUGAUGGAAGAGCAGAAUGCACGUGCAGCAUGGCUGCAGACAUGCUAGUGAAGUGGGUCUGUGUUGGAUCUCAGCUCUGAUCACAUGGCAGCAGCAGCUGCACUUCAAGGACCACUGCUGGACACUCCCUCUAGGGAAGGCAGCUGCUGGUGACCCAGGAGCCACUUUCAUCCAGGAUCUAAGAUGCAGCUUCCUCCAGCAAGCCCUUCCUGACCAACACAGCUGAACUAAAUAUCCUCUCCUAUGGCUUCCAGUGUGGCCCUCUCUUCCAGGAGGCUACAUGUAUAAACUGAGUUUCUAGUCUGCCUCCUCCACUGUAUGAGGCAAAGGUAUAGUGAGUGGUGUUCAAGUCACACAGGAACUUGCUGUCAUGGAGGAAAAAGGACCAAGCAAAAGAGGUGAUCUGUACAUCUACAUUGUGGUCAUUCUUUCUUCUCAAGAGUAUGGAGAACGACGUAUUAAUCCAUCAUUUACAGUGAAAUUAUUUACAGAAUUUUAGUGAGUCUCAAUCAAGUAUCCAUGUUGACUUCUGGGAUUAUGGAAGAAAGGAACCAGACCAGCAGUUUUGAGUUCCUCCUCUGGGGACUGUCAGAUCAGCCAGAACAACAGCACAUGCUCUUCCUGGUGUUCCUGUGGAUGUACCUGGUCACUGUGGCUGGCAACCUGCUCAUCAUCCUGGCCAUUGCCACCGACACACGUCUCCACAUGCCCAUGUACUUCUUCCUUGCCAGCCUGUCUUGUGCAGACAUCCUUUUCGUCUCCACCACCGUGCCCAAGGCCCUCAUGAACAUCCAGACCCAGAGCAAAUCUAUUUCCUAUGCGGGAUGCCUGAGUCAGCUCUACUUCUUCUUGACUUUUGGGGACAUGGACAUCUUUCUCUUGGCCACAAUGGCCUAUGACCGCUACGUGGCCAUCUGCCACCCUCUCCACUACACGAUGAUCAUGAGUCCCCGCCGCUGCACCAUCCUGAUCACUGUCUGCUGGACCCUUACAAAUAUUGUUGCUAUGGUCCAGACCUUACUCACACAUCGACUUUCCUUCUGCUCUAACAGAAUUAUUCCUGACUUCUACUGUGAUGUGGAACCCUUGAUAAGGUUGUCUUGUUCUGACACUAAGAUCAAUGACCUUGCCGUCCUCUUGCUUGGGGGAGCAGCCAGUUUAGGUCCCUUUACAUUCAUCCUGAUCUCUUAUAUCCGCAUUGUUACAGCCAUUCUCAGGCUCCCCUCUGCCCAGGGGAGGCGCAAGGCCUUUUCUACCUGUGGGUCGCAUCUUGUUGUUGUUGCCCUGUUCUUUGGAACGGUGAUCAGGGCUUAUAUUUUCCCCUCAACCUCUCCCUCCUCCAACUCAGUAGAAAAGAAUACAGCAGCUGCUGUAAUGUACACAGUGGUGACUCCUCUGCUAAAUCCCUUCAUUUACAGCCUGCGGAACAAGGACAUGAAGGGAGCUUUGGGGAGACUUCUGAGGGGGCAAGUCCCCUUUUUGAGAGGCCAGUAACUUUGCAGAGAAACUACAGGAAACUUGUGUCUUCUCAACCUUCUUUUUCUUGAAUGAAUGAAUCCUGCUUCAAUAAAGACAAAAACAUACUUCAGAUAUAUUUUUGCAGUAGUGAAGAUAUGGGAAACAACCUCAAACUCCAUUGAUUGGUGAAUGAGUACAAAAUAUGUGAUACAGACACACAUACACACACAUAAUGGAAUAGUCGUCAGUCAUAAUAAAAUGAAAAUUUUCCAUUUGUGACAAUAUGAAUGAAACUUAAGGAUCUUGCACUAAGUGAAUUAAGUCAGAUGGAGAAUAUAUUUCCACUCAUAUGUGGAAUACAGAAAAAGCAAAAGAUCAAAUAAAAUAAAAGAGAAACAGAUUCUUAGAUAGAGGAUAUAUGUAUUGUUACCCGAUGACUAUGGAGGUGACACAGGUAAAUUGGGUGAAGAAGGUCAGUUGCAUGGUGAUUUAUGGAAAGUAGACUUUAGAUGAUGGUCAUGAGUUAGUGUGUACAUACAUAGAAUUAUAAUCCUGUAAAUCUGAAGCUACUACAAAU